AUGGCAGUCGUGGCCGAGUUUGACAGCGGGCACAAAGGCGCAAUCCUGGACACGCAGCUGGACGACCUGUGCCUAAGACUGGCCACUGCGUCAUCCGAUGGCUUAGUGAAGCUUUGGAAGGUCGACAAUCCGCAGGAGCCCACCUUUCUGUGCAACUUGGCCGCCCACACUGGCGCCGUUCAUCAGGUGUCUUGGGCCCCAGUUGGAACUGGCGCGGGUGCACUGCUCGUGUCGGCUGGUGCUGAUGGCCGCGUCUUUCUUUGGGGACCUUGCCAUGACAUGCAGAGGUGGCAGGUGGUCCACGAGGAGGAUCUCAGUAGACAUGGUGAGGUCACAGCCGUGUCCUGGGCUCCGCCCAGCAUGGGUACCGCCGCGUAUGCCUGUGCUCUGUCAGAUGGCACCAUCUCUGUGACCAUUCACCAGGGAACCCUGCGUUCAGGUGAAACCGAUGUCGAACAUCGAUGGCAGUCGGAGAGCUUUUCGGUGCACAAGGCCAAGGCAACUGCAGUGUCUUGGUCCUCGGCAGUGGACCCUCACAAGAAAGGGGAGCUGGCAGGAGCCUGCCUGGCCACCGCCGGUGACGACGGCGUGCGAGUGUGGCACAUCCUGGAGGUGCAUGGCCGAUUUCGAGAGGAGGAGCUCGAGCGGCCAGAGCCGGAGGAGCCCGUCCGCGAUGUUGCCUGGAAGCCGUGGGACGGCUGCGGCGACAUGCUUGCGUUCGCAAAGGGGAAGCAGGUCGGCUUCCUUCGCCGCCAGGAAUCGGGUCCGGGAUGGAUCUUGGACCCGCCGGUCAAGCUUGACGAGGAGGUUUGGAAGUUGGAGUGGCAGCCCAUGGGAAGCCAGCUGAUCGCCAUGUGCGGCGAGAAGGAGUACCGCAGCCUGCUUUUGAAGCAGCAGCUCUGUGGCAAGUGGGAUGUCAUCGACGUCAGCGGAACGCCUGCCUGA
Messenger RNA from Symbiodinium natans, 945 nucleotides. The record is from the annotation of a GenBank genome assembly. NCBI's taxonomy places the organism in Eukaryota, Dinophyceae, Suessiales, Symbiodiniaceae.